AUGGCAAUCCAACUCGGAGAUCUCCCACCGGAGCUGAUCAUUAAGUGCGCAGAGUACACGGACCCGCAGUCGUUGUGGAACUGGGCGCGGACCUGCAAGGGGUACAUGAUUCUGUUCCGGGGGGUGCUGAAAGAGAUACGCCAGUGCGCACUGGUGAGCUACCGACCGUACCUCUACACGUGGCAGCCGCUGCUGGAGGCCGUGAGGAAUGGGGAGUACAAGCAGGUCGAGAAGGCGCUGGUGCGGUUUCAUAUCGACCCCAACAGCUACGACCAGAGCGGGCGGCCGCUGCUGCACACCGCGGUGCCCUGCAAGCAGCUGGAGAUCGCGCGCCUGCUCCUCUACCACGGCGCCAGCCCCGAUGACCCCUACUUCUACGGGGCCGUCGACUGCUGGUGCCGCAGACCGACCGUCGAGGACGCCUCCAUGCUCGAGCUGCUGAUGGACGCCGGCGCGAGGGUGAGUGGCCUGUCCAACCCGCAUAGCCUGUUGCGGUCGCUGAUUACUAUCCCUUUCGAGUAUGCGUUUCUGAAUCGCGCGGUCCGGUACUUCCUGGUUCCUGAUCCUCUUAAGUCCGGUGUUCUGGGCGUGCAUUUCAAUGUCGAUAUGGCCAUCAAGCAGGGUACCGUCAACUUCAUGAGAGUCUUUCUGACCUUGGAGCCGAAUCUGCUACAGUAUCGUUGGAAGAAAAGGGACAACCCCAAUGAAGAGGACGAUCCCAUCACCCGGGCGAUCAGUUAUGACCGUUGGGAUAUCGCCCACUGCCUGCGCGAAUUCGCCCCUCGCAAUGCAAAGAAUGAAUCCUCGUAG
Aspergillus homomorphus CBS 101889 is the source of this 810-nucleotide messenger RNA. RefSeq lists its product as uncharacterized. The transcript has a single exon. The record is from RefSeq and is a predicted model, not a curated record. The coding region runs from base 1 to 810 and encodes 269 amino acids. Gene Ontology annotation, molecular function: protein binding. NCBI's taxonomy places the organism in Eukaryota, Fungi, Ascomycota, Eurotiomycetes, Eurotiales, Aspergillaceae.